Quercus lobata is the source of this 2359-nucleotide messenger RNA. Its product is annotated as epoxide hydrolase A-like. The record is from RefSeq and is a predicted model, not a curated record. Lineage: Eukaryota; Viridiplantae; Streptophyta; Magnoliopsida; Fagales; Fagaceae. Gene Ontology annotation, molecular function: catalytic activity. Bases 1239 to 2195 code for a protein of 318 amino acids. The transcript has 5 exons.
CGAUGGUUGCUUUCUCCAUCUGCUUUCCUUUCUUCCUCGCUCAACGACAAAUCUUUCUCUUCGCCCUCGGUUUGCACCCAACAACAUUUAGCCUUGGUUCUCGGGUUUUGGAGGGCAUGUUGGCAUUCUCAGAAUCCUUGUCCAUUGUAGUCUCUCUGCACUUGCAUAAGAUUACUUGUAUUUUUCCGAGGACAUUUUGCUGGUGCUUUCCCAAGUUCAUUUCCUCAGCAUAGUGCCUAAUUCCUUAUAUGUAUUCUCAUAUCCUCAUCCCCUCACAAGCCUGAUUCAUAAUCUUCCUUGAAAAAAUUUUAUUGAAAUAUUAUUUUUUGUCCUUUUUAUCUCUCUUUGUGAAUGGAAAACAUAAAAUCACCACGAUUGGCAAAAUUUUCUAGAGGAAAGAGUAGAUAAAGCAAAAAUCCAAUGUCUCACAAAAAGGUAAUGGUCCAUUCAGGUUCAACUCAUCGGGCCUUGAUGGGUACGGAGAGGCGCCAGUCCGUAAUCCUUCCACUGCCAGGGGCGGGAGGUUGUCGCUGCUCUGUGAAACCAGCCUGACGCAAUGCCCUCCUCUCUAAGAACCACGAAACCCAGAGCCUUCGCUCAAGUCGCAUGAUUCAAACCCUUGGCUUGGAACGGGCAAGCUAGCAUUAAGCCCCCUCGCACCCGACCAGUCGAGUUGGACCAUUGUUCCAUUACCCUUAUGCCCCUGCUUAGGUUACAAGCUCACACUACCGAGCUCGGCGAUUGGCAAGUUGGACUCCAUCGCAUAUGAAGUGGUCUUGUUUUUUGUUUUUGGGCAGUGUGGGACUAAGAGAAAUUGAAAUAGUUCCUUAGUAAAGGGAGUUUUGGGCCUUUUGGCAUGUUUGCUGCAUUCUGCUUCACUUGAAGUGUGUCUCACUCUCAGAAUUUGGUAAAAGAAAGAAUUAUUCAAUGUGAGAAAAAAUUAUGUGCAUGACACAUGGAUUCAUUUUAUAAGCGGAUCACCUACUGCACUUGGACCGUGCUCCCACCUAAUAAUAUAUGGGAUAAGUAACUUCUUUUCCCUUAAUUUAAAGUCAAAUUUCUCGCCUUUGACUCUUGCCAUCAUGCUUUGCCAUCAUAUUAAACAACUUUUGCGUCUUUCUCCAAAGCAAGAUGCAAUUUUUAUAAAUCAUUUAUGAAGACCCUUACCAUGGCUUGCAAUCAUUGAACAAUUCUUGUCUUUGGGUAUGUAUGCGUGUGAAAUUUGAGGAGUUAGGAUCAUGAGUGAAGUUAACCACCAAAGGAUCAAAACCAACGGGAUAUGGAUGCAUAUAGCAGAACAAGGGAAAGGGCCACUUGUUCUUCUGCUUCAUGGAUUCCCAGAGAUUUGGUACUCUUGGCGCCACCAGAUAACAUACUUGGCUAACCAUGGCUAUCAUGUGGUUGCACCUGAUAUGAGAGGCUAUGGGGACUCUGAUUCUCCACUCAGCCCCAACUCCUACACGGUCGUGCACCUUGUUGGAGACCUUAUUGGCCUUCUUGACCAUUUUGGUCAACAACAGGCAUUUGUGGUGGGAACUGACUGGGGAGCAAUUGCUGGAUGGCAUUUGAGCCUAUUUAGGCCUGAUAGAGUGAAGGGACUAGUCACUUUAAAUGUUCCAUACUUUCCAAGAUCUCCAAAUACUAAACCUAUUGAAUCUGUCAGACAAAUGAUUGGAGAAGGAAGUCAUGUCUUUCAAUUCCAGGAACCAGGAAGAGCAGAGUGGUCAUUUGCAAGGUAUGAUUAUUUGACAGUGAUGAAGAAGUUCUUGCUCUUAAACAGAACAGAUAAUCUGGUAGCUCCUCCAGGCAUGGAGAUCAUUGAUUAUCUGGAGACUCCAUCAUUGUUGCCAUCAUGGAUAACUGAAGAGGACCUCCAGGUCUAUGCAGACAAAUUUCUGGAAUCUGGUUUUACUGGUCCUUUCAACUAUUACCGUGCCAUGGAUUUGAAUUGGGAGUAUCUUGCACCAUGGCAAGGAUCAAAAAUAACCGUUCCAACGAAGUUCAUUGCUGGUGACAAAGAUAUUGGUUUUGAAACCCUUGGCACAAAGGAAUAUGUGGAAGGAGAUGUUUUCAAGAGCCUUGUCCCCAACCUCGAAGUUGUUAUUCUAGAUGGUCACCAUUUUAUCCAUCAAGAGAAAGCUCAAGAAGUCUCACACGAAAUUCUUUCCUUUCUUUCCAAAAUUUCUGUGGACUAAUGGAUUUGUCUUUAGUUUAAUUGUAUUUGUAACCUGCAUCUGUGAUAAUUAUAUCAUGUAAGCAAUCUUGAAUAAAAAAUUCAACUUCUUAAUUCUUAUACAUAGCACAAACAAUUUCUGAUGGCUGCCUAUUAACAAGUUACAUUAGCUUUAUCUUGAGGCAA